CGCGCCAGUCGUCCAUCCGACAUGACCGCAUACGCGUUUUAUUGCGCUCGUCAAACCUUCGUCGUCGUCGUCGUUCCGCUCACGUUUAGCCGCCGCUGUCAAUAAUUCGCCACCGGCACGUUUCAUGUUUUUGUUUGGUGCACAUAGUAGUCAUCAAAACUGUGAAGACUUUGCACGCUGUAACGUCACACUCCGUUUUUUCCACACAAGGAAUCCAAAAUGGGGUUCGGUUCUAAAGAUGAAUGGUGUGGAUCCAUCGUCAAGUACAGCAUGUUUUUGUCAAAUUUUGUCAUAUUCAUUGGAGGAAUUGUAUUGGUGGCCAUAUCAGUGUAUACACUAUACGAUAAGUCGUUCAUCAAAGAGCUUUUGGGCACCAACUUGUUCACAGGAGCAGUGUACAUAUUAAUCGUAGCGGGUAUUCUAUUGUCACUUCUGUCAUUCUUGGGAUGUGCCGGCGCUGUAAAAGAAGUCAAGUGCAUGCUACUAACGUAUUUCAUAAUUCUGUUCAUUAUAUUCAUUGUGAUGCUCGUUGGAGGAAUAUUAUGUUACAUGUUCCGGCAAAGAGUGCAGACGACUAUGCAACAAGAGAUGCUCAGGACCAUAAGGUUUUACGGCGAUGACCGGGCCAUAACUAGAGCAUGGGACGACCUCCAGGAAGGACUCCACUGUUGUGGCGUUACGGGCUACGAUGACUGGAGACAACACAGGAUCGGCGGAAUCAUUCCAAGCAGCUGUUGUCAAGAGAUCAACGGAAAGAAACAACCAUGCAAUCUGAGUUUCCAAGCGAGUCUACAGAUAUACAAUACUGGCUGCCUAAAUGUGACCACUGCAUUUAUGAAAGACCAUGCAACUACUGUUGGAACCGUUGGUAUAGCUGUGUCACUAUUUCUAUUAUUUGGAUUGGCAUUUUCGUGUGCACUGUUCAUGAUGAUUGUUUAGAAUUAUAGCUGACAUUUAAAGAUAAAUAAAGAGAUCAUCGUCUUGGAAAACCAUUUUAAAAUAGUAAUUUAAAUAGGAAAAAAAAUCAUGUAAAUUAUUUUCAACACGUUUGCCAUAAGAAUCAAAUCACCAUCAUCGACUAUCAGUCAGCAGUAAAUAUAUACACCAUAUAUAUUUGUAGUACCGUCGCAUAUGUGUCGGUGACAAAUUUAAAAUAUUUCAACAUUUUGAUUUGUAUAAAAUGUAGAUAAUUAAGUACAUAAUAUUAUAUACUAUUUAGUUAAUUAAUUUACUUUAACAACUCAAAAAAAAAAACACAAUGGGUAUAUGACGUAAACAUGUAUAUGUACUACACUAUACGUCUUCACCUAUACGAGUAUAAUAUGUCAUAAACGUGCGCCAAACUCUUUUUUAGGGUAUCUGAACAGCACCACGUCCUGUACGUUUUUUAAGCGUUAAAUUAAAAAUGAAUACUAAUUACCUAGUUUUUUUAAGUUAAUAAAGAAAAAACCUUUUUACUUUACUCGAUAAAAGUUAAAACCUUAAACCACACACUAUAAAUAAUAAUUAAUGCAAUGUAAUAUUAUGGUUUAGUAUCUUUAGUUAUGAGUAACUGUGUGUUGUGUCAAAAGAAAAUAAUCAUUGGAUAAUGAUAAUAUUAUAAUAUU
Melanaphis sacchari is the source of this 1607-nucleotide messenger RNA. RefSeq names its product CD151 antigen. The coding region runs from base 220 to 939 and encodes 239 amino acids. The transcript has 7 exons. NCBI's taxonomy places the organism in Eukaryota, Metazoa, Arthropoda, Insecta, Hemiptera, Aphididae. The record is from RefSeq and is a predicted model, not a curated record. Gene Ontology annotation, cellular component: membrane.